This is a messenger RNA of Cryptomeria japonica (Japanese cedar), 672 nucleotides long. Its product is annotated as secreted RxLR effector protein 161-like. The transcript has 3 exons. Bases 1 to 672 code for a protein of 223 amino acids. NCBI's taxonomy places the organism in Eukaryota, Viridiplantae, Streptophyta, Pinopsida, Cupressales, Cupressaceae. The record is from RefSeq and is a predicted model, not a curated record.
AUGGCAGAGUGUAAACCAGUCAGCACUCCAAUGGAAACAGUCUGUAAAUUGACCAAAUCUGAUGACUCACCUGCAGUAAAUCAAUCUGAGUACAGGUUAAUGAUAGGAAGUCUAUUAUAUUUAACUGCAUCUCGACCAGAUUUAAUGUUUGCAGUUUGUCUAGUCUCUCGCUUUCAAUCUGCACCUCAACAAUCUCAUUUGAAUGCUGUAAAACGAAUCUUUAGAUAUGUUCAAGGCACACUAGAUUAUGGUCUUUGGUAUCCCCGUACUAAUGACUUCACUCUUGUUGGCUUCACUGAUUCUGAUUGGGCCGGUUGUCUAGAUGAUCGUAAAAGCACCAGUGGAGCUGCCUUCUUUCUUGGUGAUUGUCUUGUUGCGUGGCACAGUAAAAAGCAAGAUUGUGUCACUCUGUCCACCGCAGAGUCAGAAUAUAUAGCAGCCACUGCAUUUUUGGGAUUAAAGGCUAUACAGGUUUUGAUCAUUUGGGAUUCAGGCUACACAGGUUUUGAUGUUACAGUUUUGUAUUCAUGUUACAGUUUUGGGAUUAAAGGCUAUACAGGUUUUGAUCAUGUUACAGUUUUUGUAUUCAGCUCAGAUUUUGGACAAUUGUUUGCUCAGCACAGUUUUUGGGCUUGGUGCUAUACAGUUUUCCAGAUUGCCUAUUCUGUUUAG